This is a messenger RNA of Mytilus trossulus (common blue mussel), 3856 nucleotides long. RefSeq names its product frizzled-5-like. Gene Ontology annotation, molecular function: Wnt receptor activity; Wnt-protein binding. Bases 920 to 2719 code for a protein of 599 amino acids. The record is from RefSeq and is a predicted model, not a curated record. Gene Ontology annotation, biological process: non-canonical Wnt signaling pathway; canonical Wnt signaling pathway. Gene Ontology annotation, cellular component: plasma membrane. Lineage: Eukaryota; Metazoa; Mollusca; Bivalvia; Mytilida; Mytilidae. The transcript is spliced from 2 exons.
ACAAACAGCGCUUUAACAUUGAUUAAAACUGUCGUAAUAAGGCCUCUUAAAACCUGGACUGUAAUACCCUUUACUUGUUCAAAAACAACGAGGAGAUUUCAUGGGUAUUAGGUCUUUAGUGCCAUAUUUAUAAUAAUUAGGUCUGCUUUCACGAGGAUAUUUUAAAUAUUAUAAUCCGACCAUUUACCUAACAAGUCUGACACGAUAGAGAAGUAUAACCAAGGACCUUAAUUUGCAUACCCAAACAUCAGGUAAUAUGAUCUACGACUUUAUUAUUGACAAAGAUUGACGAAAAAAUAACCAAAGGGCUUUUGAUAGAAAUCUUUCGUUUAUUCAUAAUCCAGUGGGCGGAGUUAGUAUUGAAUGACACUUGUUCAACACGGUUAUUCGAUUGGACCAUUUUGUUGUGAUUGACAUCUAUCGUGUCAACUUAUGUUGAAAAUAAUCCAUAUUUCUACCGACUAUAAACCAAAGAUUAAGCGAUAAAGUCAUCAAAUCUUGAUUGCGAUAUGACAUGCUUGGAAGGACUUGUUUAGAACAAAUUGAAGUUUUGACAUAAGCUAUUAAGGUGGUAUUUAAAAAACAGAACCAAACCUCGCCUUGGGAUUUAAAAUUGAAAUAACCGAACAACAAUAUAUACAGAAUUUAAACACUUUAUGUUUUCGAUUUAAAUGCAUCUUAGUGUACCGAGCUGUUUGGACUUAAUUCUUAUGGAACAUUUUAAUAUAUAAGAGGAUUUUGUUACCGCGUUUCAAAUAAACUGAAAAGAAUUAGAACUCAACUCAACGGAGAACUUUUACCACGAAUUAAAAAGUGUAUGUAUGGAUUUUCAUAACAAUUUUCGGUGUUUUAAUAUUUGUUAUUUUCGUAAAUGAAUAUUAAUAUUCAAAUGUCAGCGGUAAACUGAUUGACUCGUGUAAUGAACAUGGAGAAAAACAGCGUCCUGAGGCCACCAAGUAUUUUUUGUGUAUUUUCAUGUGUAAUAUUUAUAUUUUGGAUUAAUUUUGUGACAGCUAGUGGAAUAGACGAUGAACGAAAAUGUCAAGAAAUAACUAUUCCAAUGUGCAAAGGAAUCGGAUACAAUUUAACUCACUUUCCGAAUCAGUUCAACCACGAAACACAAGAAGAAGCCGGACUAGAGGUCCACCAGUUUUGGCCCCUGGUGGAGAUACAAUGUUCACCCGAUUUAAAGCUGUUUCUGUGUAGCAUGUAUGCCCCUCUAUGCAUCGUAAACUACAAGAAGCCGUUACCAGCAUGCCGGUCUGUAUGUGAGCGGGCAAAGGCAGGAUGUGCACCACUCAUGGCUCAGUACGGAUUCGCCUGGCCUGAAAGAAUGAACUGCGAUAAACUUCCAGUCUAUGGUGAUAAAGAUCAACUGUGUAUGGACGUAAACCAGACCGAUCGUUCAACUCCUCUUCCUCCGCGAACACAGCAACCAUAUCGUCCAGGGGGCCAAGGAGGAAAACGCCCGGGCUCUAAUGUCAAUCCUGGAAUAAAGCCUAAUCCGAACAAAAAUACACCAACAUCUGAUCAAGAAUUUCAAAAUUUUGGAAUAGAUCAUCUAAAUAUUCCUAAAAUCAAUAACCAAUGUAAAAAGAAAUGUGGAUGCAGCAUGGUUCAAUUAGACGAUUCAAGUGAACUGUAUGGUAAAGUUAAAACCGGAGGGUUUCCGAACUGUGCUAUGAACUGUACGAGUCCGUACUUAACACCAGAUGAAGUUACAUUCACUACAUUCUGGAUUGGCUUGUGGUCCGUUUUAUGCUGUGUAUCAACUGCCAUGACGAUUCUUACGUUUUGUGUUGAUAUGCAGCGUUUCAAAUAUCCCGAACGACCGAUUAUAUUCCUCAGCGCUUGUUAUUUUAUGGUCAGCAUCGGCUAUAUAAUACGCAUGGCAGUUGGACAUUCUGCGGUUGCCUGUGACGGCAAAAUGAUUCGAUACGAAACGACUGGACCAGCUCUGUGUACUGUUGUGUUUCUACUGCUAUAUUUCUUUGGAAUGGCGGCACAAAUAUGGUGGGUUAUUCUUUCGUUAACUUGGUUCUUGUCAGCAGGAUUAAAAUGGGGACAAGAAGCUAUAGCUAGCUACUCUCAAUACUUUCAUCUUGCCGCCUGGCUCAUUCCAUCGAUAAAGUCGAUUGUCGUCCUUGCAAUGUCGUCUGUUGACGGCGAUCCCGUCGCCGGAAUUUGCUACGUCGGAAACCAGAGCGUUGACAAUUUGAGGGCAUUUGUUCUAGCCCCUCUUUUCGUUUAUCUUAUUUUAGGUACUUCAUUCCUUUUAGCGGGAUUUGUUUCCUUGUUUCGAAUUAGGAGUGUAAUUAAAAGACAAGGACAGGGUAAAAUAGACAAAUUAGAACGCCUCAUGAUCAGGAUUGGCGUGUUUACUGUGUUAUACACUGUUCCAGCUACAAUUGUAAUUGCUUGCUAUUUUUACGAACAACAUUUGAAAGACAAAUGGGAGAAAUCAUUAAACUGCUCUUGUCAAUUCGGUGAAUACUCCCCAGACUAUUCAGUAUUCAUGUUAAAAUACUUUAUGUGCUUAGUGGUCGGAAUCACUUCCGGUUUCUGGAUAUGGACUGGAAAGACAGUGGAUUCGUGGAAGAAAUUCUUUGGAAAAUACUUUUGUUGUAAAAAAGCAGACGAUAGUUUUCAUUCUAGACAUACGAAACUGUCAAACCAGUCGUAUCCCGGAGUUAAACCGCAUCCAUUAAGUCAGGUUUAAUUUCAUUUUGUAUAUUUUAUUGUAUAUUAUAAUAGUUCUGAGAUAAAUAAUCUUCAUGACCUUAAGUUCCAUCAGAUCAAAGACUCCAAUGUUUCGGAUGAUUCUUCUUUCAAUUAAGAUUUCAAGUUGAAACAAAAUUUAGGAGAGUUCAUGAGACUUUUGAUAUUAGGCUGAUUCUGUAGAUCAUGUAUUAUUAUUUACAUUGUACAUAUAUGUGAAUUUACGUUGCUAUUUAUUUUAAAACAAAUUUCAGCAGAAAGCUAAUUUGAUUUUUUUACAUAUUACAAACUACUUUUUAUAUGAAAGUUUGUGUUUUUCUAAUUUCCCCUUUGUUUAUGUUUAAAUGAAAAAUAACUAAUAUUGAAUUCAAUGUUAUCCUUUUGUAAAUUAAUUACAAAACGGAUGUUUGCACGUCGUGUUUGCAAAAAGAUUUUAAGAGGUCAAAUAGACCACUAUUGGACUUUGGUUUGUUAAUUAAAUACUGGUACACAAACGCUGACUUUCAUUAUAAACAGUGACCAAAGAAUUUUUAAACAUUUCAUUCUGUCGAAAAAUAUGAAAUUUAUCGUGCUCUUAUUGAUUUUUGUUUUAAUUAUUGUUCGUAAUUAAUUCGUAUAUAAUACUCAAAACUUGAAGGUAAAUUUACAAAUACUCCUUUUUCACUGAUAAAAUACUUAGUGAAAUUAAUUUCACUACCAUUUUGUGCAGAAAAUUAGAAAACACAAUUGAUUAUUACAUGGAUGUUUCUGUUAGGGAAAAAAAUGUCUUAAUAUGAUUUUGCUACUAUGUAAAAUAAUUUUAAAUAGAUAUUCGGUUCUUCAUCUAUUUUAAUGAAUAAAACUGAUAAAGGUGUAUUCCAUAAAUUAACAACAGCUACUGUAGUGUUUGCUACUGCACAACCAAUCACAUUAGCCCAUGUUAUUUACUUCUUCGGUGCUUUUCAUUUAGCAUUUAGAAAUAUACAUCAUACAUUUAUAAGUAUUGUAAUUAUAUAACAUGUGAUAUAUUGCAUGUUGUUUUGAAGUUGUUAUAUUUCAUAAAUUCAUAUUUUUCAAGAUCAUAAUUAUUUUUGGUAUUGUGUAAGUUAUUAGAAAAAGGCUUACAGAAAUUUAUUAGACAUUUGUAUAAAUAUCUUGU